Molecule: messenger RNA, 405 nt
Organism: Anisakis simplex (herring worm)
Lineage: Eukaryota; Metazoa; Nematoda; Chromadorea; Rhabditida; Anisakidae
Source: the annotation of a GenBank genome assembly
AUGCGCAGUAGGCGUGGCAUGCGCGGGCGUGCUUGCGUGCGACCCUCCCCAAAGUUUUAUUUGGUUGAGACUCUUCGGAAACGAGGUCAUUUCGACGAGAAUGAGGACUGUUCAACUGGUGAACAUGGAAUCACGAUGACGACGCAUCAUUCAAUCGACAAUGUCAAGAAUAAUCCAUCAUUUGGUAAUAACGAUAAUCCUUUUAAAGAAACAAGCUUAAUUGAUAUGAGUGAAUCUCAUCAACAACAACAGCAGCUGCUGCCAGAUGAUCACCGUAAAGUGGCAAAUAUUAUUGUUCCAUCUGCGCCACUAAUCUACGAUGAUUCGACAUUGUAUAGUAAUACUAAUGAUAAUAAUAAUAAUAAUAGUGAAAACAGUAUCGCAGGUGGACGUGAAGUUAGUUAG